This is a messenger RNA of Doryrhamphus excisus (bluestripe pipefish), 4976 nucleotides long. It is a transcript of the gene ccdc186, whose product is annotated as coiled-coil domain-containing protein 186. The record is from RefSeq and is a predicted model, not a curated record. Gene Ontology annotation, cellular component: trans-Golgi network. Gene Ontology annotation, biological process: vesicle cytoskeletal trafficking. NCBI's taxonomy places the organism in Eukaryota, Metazoa, Chordata, Actinopteri, Syngnathiformes, Syngnathidae. Gene Ontology annotation, molecular function: small GTPase binding.
GUAGUGGCCAUAUUUGUUGAUGUGUCAUAGCAAAGCCAUUGUACGCGCUGGGCCGAUCAGCUGCUGGCAAGGCAGCUCAAAGUUCACCUUUUUAACUCAAGUCGCCUGCCCACUGAGCCUCUCAUGGAUUUACCACACUCCGUGGGUGAUUUGUCGAGUAGUUUGUAUUUAAGGAAACGUGAGUUUUCUUCAUAAGGGACCCUAGAUGUGAUACGGAAAGGCACCAUGGAACAAGCUGAUACAGCCUCUGAUGUGCACAUGAUGGAAGCAUCUGACGUGGAGUCGAUGACGGGCCUGCAGCGCCAGAAGUGUACGAGUCAAGUGGAAAAUCGCGCAUGUGAAGAUUGCACAGAGGAGUGUGUGCAGACCAAAUACAUUCCUGUGAUCAUCCAAACAGAGGUUGAAGAACAAGGAGGCGGGAGUGAGAUUGCCUCUGAUAACAACGCUGAUAGCAUGAUAGCAAGUUCAGCAGAGGACGAAAGGCCACCUCGACCGAAUGAAGACUCUUCAGGUGAUGCGGUUGAAAGCUCCCGCUCCGUUCUUGAAGGGAGGAUAGAAACGUUACUGACUUUUCAGAAUGAUUCCCUUGUCAAGGAGUCACCGCCGGACGUAGUUUUAAACGAUCACAGCGAUGGGAUUUCGCCACAGAGCGACAGUGGAUUAACCCAACGUGCUUCUAAAGACUCUUCCCCAGACUCUACCACCACAUCGGGUAUCUCUAAUGGCCCCUCCACUCCUACCUCGGACACCAUCAGCUCCUCGCUCGCCUCCAGCCCACAACGCGGCGACAACGCUCCCGUCAGCCCCUCCGAGACCUCGUCCAGCCCGUACGACACAGACUGCAGCCGCAAGAUGAUUUCCCAAAUCCGGCGCUCGUCGUCGCAGGAGGACCUGCUGGAUGACUUGGAGUCUGAGCUGUUGGCCUGUCGGGUGUCUGACGUUGAACGGGAAGGCGAAAGGAAAGGAAGCCCACCUAUGAACGGACUUCCGACGGAACAGGAGGACUGCAUGGUGGAGUUUGAGAAGUGUGUCCAGUACAAGUAUGCACAGCAGGAAAAGUUCAUUCAGAGGUUACUGGAGGAGAACAAGAGGCACCAGGAUCUGAUCCUGGGUAUCUGCUCUGAGAAGGACAACAUGAAGGAGGAACUGAAACAGCGGGCCGAGACAGAGAAGCAGCACGUUGGCACCAUUGGGAAAUUGGAGGGCAGGGUGGAGGAGUUGCUGAGGGAGCUGAAAGAGACUCGGGACAAAUUAAUUCAUCAGGACCAGGCAGCCAAGGCUGGCCUGGCGCAAAUGCAAAAAGAGAUGACGCACCGCCUUGAACAGGCGGACAAGAAAUGCGAGGAGGCACGCCAAGAGAAGGAGACCAUGGUGAUGAAAUAUGUGCGAGGAGAGAAGGAGGCCCUGGACUUGAGACGUGAUAAGGAAAGUAUAGAGAAGACGCUGAGGGAGGCCAAGAAGGAGGUGGACCGUCAGGCCCUACGAGGGAACCAGCUCGCCCAGGAGAGAGGCCGGCUGCAGCAACUGUGCGACGCAAAGGAAGGGGAAGUCACUAGACUAUCUCGCGAGGUGGAAAAGUUAAAGGAGGAAAACAACUCUCAUCUUAUAAAGGUCAGAUGGGCGCAGAACAAACUCAAGAGUGAGGCCGACGCCCACAAGGAGUCGAAAGACAAGCUGAGGGACGUCACGUCCAAACUGGCGCAAGCCAAAGAAGAGACCGAGCAGAUCCGCAAGAACUGCCAAGACAUGAUCCGAACAUACCAGGAAUCCGAAGAGAUCAAGUCCAACGAGCUGGAUGCUAAACUCAGGGAGACCAAAGGAGAACUGGAGAAACACAAGCAGGAGCAAACUGACCAAUUAGAGGUGCAUCGUGUGAAGGCUAAAGAGCUGGACGACCUGAAGAGAAGUUACAAGGAGAGCAUGGAUGAACUGGACACUCUCCGCACUAAGUUGAAGUGUCUGGAGGACGAGCGUCCGCGAUGGGAGGACGAGCUGAGCAAGUACCGGGAGAUCAUCAACAGGCAGAAAGCCGAAAUCGGUCGCCACAGGGAGGACCUGGACAAGAUCGCCACACUUCAGGAGCAGCAUGAAUGGGACCAGAAGGAGAUCACGUCUUCCUGCGAGGAGGUCGCGUCGCUGAACAACCAGAUGGCUGAUCUCCAGCGCGACGUGCAGGGCAGCAGAGAGCGCGAGGCCGAGCUGCUGGGCUUCACCGAGAAGCUCAGCAGCAAGAACGCGCAGCUGCAGUCCGAGAGCAAUGGUCUGCAGGCGCAGCUGGAUCAGGUCAACGCCAGGUUUGCCGAGCUCCGGGCCAAGCUGGAGGAGACCAGCGGCAUGCUGGACGAAAAGUCACGGCGGCUUAAGCACGAAGAGCUGCUGAGGCAGCAGGAGGUGCGGGGUCUUCAGGAAGAGCGUACGGUGCUGGAAGCCGAGGUGGGCCAGCUGAGGACGCGAGUCGAUGAGUUGAGGGACGAGCUGGUGACGCAGAAAAGGAAGCAGGCGGCCAACAUCAAGGACCUGACCAAACAGCUAAUGCAAGCUCGAAAGCGACUAGAGCAGGUUGAAAAUGGAGGCUGCGAUCGGGAUGGCGGCAGCAUGGGAAGCCGAUCCAGUUCAUCAGGCUCCUUGAACGUACGUCACGGCGGUAGCGAGGAGCCGGUGAGCCAGUCGGGCCCCGCGGUGGUGGUCGUAGACAGCUUCCCGGAGGUGGACAAAGCCGUGCUGGUGGAGCGCAUCGUCCGCCUGCAGAAGGCGCUGGCUCGCAAGCAGGAGAAGAUCGAGUUCAUGGAGGAUCACAUCAAGCAACUAGUGGAGGAGAUACGGAAAAAGACAAAAAUCAUCCAGAGCUACGUGCUCAGGGAAGAAUCGGGGGCCCUCUCGUCGGAGGCGUCGGACAUCAACAAAGCGCACCUCAGCAGGCGGGGCGGCAUCAUGGCGUCGCUGUACACGUCCCAUCCGGCUGACAGCGGGCUGACUCUGGACCUGUCGUUGGAGAUCAACAGGAAGCUGCAGGCAGUGCUGGAGGACACGCUGCUGAAGAACAUCACACUCAAGGAGAACCUUCAGACUUUGGGCGCGGAGAUCGAGAAGCUGAUAAAACAGCAGCGAGACCCUGCGGACGCAGCAAGGAGGACAUAAGCGGACAUUUUAACGAAUGACUGAUCUUCAAUGUGCCAGUAGCAUCUCUUCUCCUCUUACUUGAAUCGUUCCAUCUCCUGAUCUCUGGAUCUUCUUCCGCAAUGAGCCAUGCCGUGAUUCUUCUGUGGACCUUUCAGGACCUCCAAGGGGGGGCGUAAUAGUGAAUGUAUAAAAAAAAAAAAAAAAAUUAAGCAUGGAUGUGAAUCUUCUGAUUAAGCCAAAAUGUUCUAACCCGACAUGACGUCCAUACAGUACAUGAAGCAGCGGCCAUCUUUGUAAUGAAGUCAAAUACAGCCAGUCUGAAUGUCAUUUUGUAAUUUAUUUUUCUUCCACUAUGCUUUUAUUUCCCUCGUCUAUGUAUAUUUUUUUUUAGCAUUAGCUCUUUUAGAAUGUCUGUAAUUUUAUUUAAAUAGACUUAUGAAGAAUUACCUCAGACAUUUUGGCGUUUUCUUUUUUUUUCACCCCCCUCACUAGUCACAUAUUGUGGUUCCACUUGUAGCUCAAAAUCAAGGGCGGCAAUCAAAACUAACAUAAUUUUCAGUUUCUUUGCAUUUGUUUUAAUGGGAUUUCACCGUGUCAACUCACUAUUCCGUGCAACGGGAACCUUCAAUUUAAUAGGAUUUAGUGGGUGUAUAUUACUGUAGUACUCCACUUGCAGGGAAAUAAUGAUAUCAUGUAGUGCACUAAUGAGUUUAUUGGUUUUUUUUGGGGGGGGGGUGCACCAUGUGCAUACUACUUAUACUACUUAGUACGGAAAUGUCUUAAAUGUUGAGGUAUUCUGAUCUGACCAUGGUUUUGUUUUGUUUUUUUUUUGUUUUUUGGAGUGGAAGCUCUAUACCUCCAAAAGGUUCUACUCUAGCCAGGGACAGGAAGUGCAAUGUGCGUCCUUUCUUUUAGCAUGUUUAACAUGUAUGAAUGAUUUCAUUUUUUUUUGUUGCUUUGUUUUUGUUUGCAACUCGAUGAUUCAGACUUUGCAUUACGGUAACAGCAGACAUUUUACUCUCCAAAAAAAUGAAGGGAACAGUAAAGACAAGCACUUGGAGGUUUACCCCCUGUCAUGUACGCUCUGAGGCAACACUGACAUAUUAAUUUUGGUGGCGUAUGACCUUUACUUUGGAUAAUUAAAUCCAUUUAUUUUCAUAAAAAGUUGAUUUUUUUUCCCACCCCAUUCUGUGCAAUCCUUUUGCAGGUUCUGUCAAACUGUGAUUGUAAGUUUGUAGAUUCUGUGAAAUGGACCUUUUUAAAUGGAGUAUCUAUCUGUAUAUAUAUAUAUGUACAUAUGUACAGGUGCAUAUCAAGUUAGAAGAUUAUUCUGCAUGUUCAGUUUCAUUUUUGAAACUACUGAAAUAAUAAUAAUUCUAAUUUCUUGAAAUGCACCUGUAUAUGCAGUGGCUCCAGGGAAUAAAAAAAUGACAUGCGUCUUAACUACAUGUAGUAUUUGUUUGUUUUUGCUUUUGCAGUGUACAUUUAGUGGCUCUUUUUUUUGUGCAUGAGGCAGAUUUAGGAGACCUUUUUUUCCAGAAGGUGCAACAUCAGCGAUGCUGGAGGUCAAAGCAUAUGAUUUAAGCGCCACAGGGGUUCGUCUACAACAGCAAGAGGCAACCUGCCUGCUAGUACAUUUACAGGAAGUGUCUUUCAAUCAUACGUCUGCGAGAUGUAGCUCCACUACACGGCAAUUAAUCAUCAGGUAAGAAAAAAAAAAAUGUAAUCUUACUUUCUCGUAGGUGGGUUUUUAUCCUGCGGGUUCCUUUUACAGGCAUUGAUCCUGCAGAGGUUAUUUUUAGCUCCCAGCUUAGGUUGACCACUCUUGAAUUCAUAAGAGCUAACCUUUUAUGACA